AACGAUCUGUUGCCGGUGACGGUGGAAAUGCAAGUCCGAGAAGCGAUGAACCUGAUGAUGAAAAAGUUAAUACUAUAACUAGGCUGAAACUGAAACCAUCUACAAUGACAUCGAUUGCAGCAACCAUGAGGCUAAAUAGAAGGAGUGAAAAUAAUAUUCCAAAAUUGGCUUUCUUGACGGAGAGUGAAUCAGACAACCUUGAAGAUGGCUAUAAAUGGCGCAAGUACGGUCGAAAAACCGUGAGAAACAGCCCUUACCCAAGGAACUACUAUCGUUGCACAGCAAUUGGUUGCAAUGUGAAGAAGAGAGUGGAGCGGUGGUUAGAUGAUCCCACCCAUGUAUUAACCACCUAUGAGGGUCUACACCUUCAUGGUUUGCCACCGAUCCCCCCUACUCCGUCCAAGUCCUUCCACCUCUACAACAACUGCACCACUGGCCCCAAACCUGACAGAUGCAGCUGUAGCUGUCGAUGUAAAGGUGCAGUCGCAGUUGCAGGUGCAGGGGAACAAAAUCGUGCUAAUAACGCUAUUACUAGUGUUCAUCUUGGAACUGUCAGUGGUGGUAGCGGUGUUAAUGACGGUGGCUCGCUGCGCAUCGUGGCAGGUGAAAAUGAAUUUAAUUAUAAUAAACACAUGCAGAAUGUAGAACAAGCAAUUACACCAAUAAUAUUACAGAACUUCAUGUUAAGUGCUCCACAGACUUCCUUGAAUAAUUUUACUCCCAUGACUAUUAUUAAUAAUGGUCAUUACCAAUCAUCACUGAUGAAUGUUCAUCAUGAUGGUAACAAUCAUCGUCAAGAUUGUUUUGGUGCUGGAUCUUCAAAUGGUGGUGCCGAGGAUUUGUUUAGGAACAAGAGUACUGGUACUGGGCUGCUUGAAGAUAUUGUUAAUUUCUCAUGAAUAGCAUCUCAUCGUCGUCAUUAUCAUCAAUCAAGCUUUCUGCAGGUGAAGAAAUUAUAAUGAGUAAUUCUCAGAUAUUCUCAAAAUAAAGAAGAAUAAAUAAAAUAGUUUGCUAUGUUGAUAUACAUAAUUUGACAUUUUAGCCUCUAUUUUAAUAAAAUAAAAUAC
Molecule: messenger RNA, 1067 nt
Organism: Arachis ipaensis
Lineage: Eukaryota; Viridiplantae; Streptophyta; Magnoliopsida; Fabales; Fabaceae
Source: RefSeq, a predicted model, not a curated record